UAUUUGCGCAGGAUACGGUUCAACACAUGUAAGCAAUAGAGCUGAAAUGAUUCGCUAAUUACGCAUGCGACACAUCACAUUUUUAACACUUGUAUAUUAAUAACACAUCUUGGUCACUUCAAGUGGCAGAAUCGGAUCCUGCGUCCGAUCCGACGGCUUAUUUUUAGGGCGCACAUCACUAAAUAUAACCCGCCCCUCUCCGUGCUGUGUUAUCGCGUCACAACAUGUAACAUGAUCCCGGUUUGUUUUGUUUUUUUCUUCCCCGCCGGCUGAGAUGGAUGACUGGUGUCGGGUUUUGGGGCUAUAAAAGGAGGGACAAGCUCGAGGGGCUCCACACUCAUCAUCCAAAGUCAAACCUGCAGAGGUAGAAGAGAUAGAGUCCUCAAAGGAUUAACCUCCUGUCAGUGGGCCUGCUCUGGGUCACAAGUAUUUCAUCAGUUUUUAUUUUUGAUCUCAUUUUUUUUUUUUUACACCUCUGGGUAAACCUGUAUGUUUCACCUCAGCUGGCUACACCAUCAAAAUGACUUUUUGGUGCACCUCCUGCAGAUGUCAUGUAAAGUCUCCGUGCACCUCUCAUCAUGUGCCCGAGGAUCACCACGGCGCCUCCUGCAGAAGGUUCAGAUCCACCAAAGGAGCAUCCAAAGCCCGACGGGACCACAUCAAUCAUGAGAUCAGGAAUAUGCGCGCCCUGUUGCCCAUCACACAGGAGGACCAGGAGCGUCUUUCCUACCUGCACUCCAUGGCUGCCAUCUGCGCCUACAUCAGGAAGUCUGUUCUCUUCCAGGGUCUUCCAGCCGGAGAGAGAUCACACUGCUCUCUGCCAUAUGAGGCCUUUCUUCAAGCCCUGCACGGCUUCAUCCUGGUCACUACCACCCAGGGGAGGCUGGUGUAUGUGUCUGAAAAUGUAGCUGAAUAUCUUGGCCUUUCAAUGAUAGAUGUGCUUCAAGGAGACACUUUCUUCGACAUGGUGGAACAGUCAGACGUUGAUAUUGUUAAAUCAAACCUGGAUAUUGAAAACAACUCAUCAUCAGAGAGGAGCUUUAUAUGCUGUAUGCAAACCUCCAAGGCCUUCAAGCUGCAACACGGCAGCUGCUGUUCCAUGAUGGUCAGAGGGAGCUUCCAGUCUUUCCCUCAGCCUCUCCCAUCCUCCUCUUCAGCCUGUCCCACCAACCAGCCUCUGUUUGUGGCCCUCUGCACCCCCACGGUCAACCGCCUGCGGAGCUCAGACUCCCACUUCUGUCACAGCUUCAGCAGUGUCCACAGACUCGACAUGACCUUCACUCAGCUGUCGGACAGUGUUUUAUAUUUUUUGGGGUACUCAGCAGAAGAAAUGACUGCACAAUCGUGGUACAGUCUCGUCCACCCUGAAGAUCUUUCUCUGAGUGCAGAUUCUCAUAGAAGUUUAAUGCAAGCAGAUGAGGGCUUCCAGGUAGAGAUGGUUCUCAGACUCCAGUGCAAGGAUCUGUCAUGGUGUUGGAUCUACAUUCAAGCUAACAAGGACUCUGAGUGCCAUGGUGUGAGCUGCACUAACUUCAUCAUCAGUGAAACAGAAGCCAGAUAUCUGCGGGAGAAAAUCAGCAGCGAUGCCUUCAGGCCAUCGUCUCUGGCAAAUUCCAGCCAUUUUGCAGGUCAACAGGCGCCCCACGCUCAGAGCCAAAACAACACUAAAUGCUGUAAAAGGCAGAGGACGUCUAACAGCCAAAGUGAGGAGCCAGGUGCCAAAGCUAGGAGGGAGUCGGAGCAAGACAUUUACUAUGCGGCGUGCGCCUCCUCCCACGGCGAUAGCUCCCCUGUUCCCUUGGGUGACAGCCCUGCUCUCUUCACCCCUCCCUACAGCCCGGCCUCCUCCAGCUCCCCUCUGCAACAGGAGGAGCUCAGCCAUGACCUCCUGAUGGAUGUGCAUGGAUACACAGAUCAGCUGCUGUCCUCCCCUGAGUGCUCUCCCUCCUAUUACUCCUACCCAGAGGCAGCUCUCACCUGUCACCAAUCACCCUCUGACUCCCUCCCUGCAGCUGCCGAACAAACCUUUGACCAGGCAGCCCUCGGCGCACUCAGUGCUCGCUCUCCACCUUCCUCCUCAUCUCCAACCUAUGAUUUCCAAGCUUGUUCGGCCGAUGCUCGAUUAGUUCCAGACCGCCUGUCUGUGUCCGACAUGUGUGAGAGCCCAGUAGACUGUGCUCUGCAUCAAGACGACUUCAGCCUCAUAGAGCAGCCACACGGGGGCAGCCUUGUCCAAGUGCAUCAUGUUCCCCAACAUGUGUUGCCCCUACAUUCCAGUCUUCUUACCCCCAACCAAUCUCCCACAUCCACAGAGUCUAACCAUUACAGCGAGCGGGAACAGGCAGAGAUCAGUAUUCUGGCCCAGCAGAUCUCCUCCCUGGCCAGCAGCUUUUCUAUGCAUCACACCCUGAACCCACUUCAAAGCGUGGCCCAACCUGCUCCCACUAACACCCUGCCCUCACCCUGCGACUGGCCACAUCACCCUCGUCACCCCUCAGCCCUUCCUCUAAAGCACGAGAUGGUCCUCGAUGACUGCGUGUUCGACAGCAUCCUGAAAGACCUUGACAUGGUCACAAGGAAAAGCAGCACGUCCGACCAUGGUGUUGUGCCACACAGCUACCAGCAGGGCUUGUUGUGCUGCAGGAGUGAGAACCAUCAGUUGGGGCAGGAGCCCCUCGGUCUCCCCCUGACCAUCACAGAGGACCCGCUGCCUGUAGAGCAUUUCACUGCAAUGGAUCCCUUCAGUUUGCAGUUGGGACGCCAUGACCAAAACACUGGGUUGCAUCAACUCAACCACUACAUGCAGAGUGGCCUUCAGCAAGAUGGACUUGCUGAAGAAAACCUGUACUGAAAUAAGUCUGUGACUUACUGCACUACCACUUGUAUGACAUAUUGUCAGGGCAAACUUCCCACUGGAUUCAAAAAAUGUGAGCAAAGGCAUUUAAAGGACAUCUUUACAGAGACACUGUCCUCAAAUGACUUUACCUGAAUGUAGAAAGGCAUCUAAAGUAGAUCAUGUGCUCUUCAGGACUACAGCUUUGUCAUCAUUUCUCAGCACUGCUGUCAGCUGUGUUUUUUUUGUUUUGCUGAUGUCUUGUAUUUUAUGAAAAGGGUACUUUUUAACAAAUGCGUCUGACAACACUUACUCACUGAAAUGGAGGUAUAUUUUUCUUCUAAUGCUGAGUGACUGCAGUUUACUAUUGAGCACUUUAUCAAUGUCAUUGCCACAAGAAUUUUAUAAAUGAGAGGGCGUGCUGAUUUAAAGGAGUAUUGCGUAGAUUUCAGAUAAGCUUUAAGACAUGAAUCAUUCCUUAUGACAAAGAGCCAUUUGUAAAUGUUUGGUUUUAGGUGCCUUAAAAACACAAAGGGAAGACACUUAUCAGUUUCCUUAAAAGAAUGUAUAUAUAUUUACACUACUUACGUCUCAUUUUCCUCAAUGUGCCAAUAAUGCUUUCAGUUUGUUCUGAAUAAAGAAAUCAGUCAGCGAGAUGAAGAUUGUUACAUAAACACCUACCUCGAUGGUACAUCUGAAUACAUUCCAAGUCUGAGUUUGAUGAAUUAAUAAUAUUUAUUUUGAACAUCACUCCUCACUCUCACUUCAUAGUUAAAAAUAUUUUUUUUACUUAACUACAAUGUGAAUCUUAAACUUAAUCAUUCCAUAUUUGUUUGUUUUUUUGUUUAUUCAUGGUACUGAUACUGCACGUGUCUGAAUGUUGAAUGAUAUUGUGUUGU
This is a messenger RNA of Epinephelus lanceolatus (giant grouper), 3732 nucleotides long. RefSeq names its product neuronal PAS domain protein 4 like (gene npas4l). Gene Ontology annotation, molecular function: DNA-binding transcription factor activity, RNA polymerase II-specific; protein dimerization activity; RNA polymerase II transcription regulatory region sequence-specific DNA binding. The record is from RefSeq and is a predicted model, not a curated record. Lineage: Eukaryota; Metazoa; Chordata; Actinopteri; Perciformes; Serranidae. Gene Ontology annotation, biological process: regulation of transcription by RNA polymerase II.